AUGUUUAAAAACCUCAUGAUUAGAUCGAAAAGCUUAAAAACAUUGGAUCUCAGUUGGAAUAAUUUCAGUGAUGUUGGUAAAAUAUUAGGUCAAGGAAUAAAUCAUACAACCAGAUUAGAGCAUUUGGAUCUAAGCAACAAUCCGCUUACAAAUGAAGAUAUUGUUGAUAUAUUGAGUGGUAUAGUGAAUCCGACUUCAUUAAGGAGUUUGGGGUUAACUCAUGUAUUUGUCGAUGAACAAGUUGAAAAAGCAAUAUCAAAAGUUCAAGCACGAGUACCAAAUUUUAAUGUUAAAGUGGCCAUUUAUACGGGCAUGAAAUCUGAUCCUGACAUCGAUAAGAAAACAUUGUAUUUAAAAAGAAUCCACUUUUUGGGGGUUACUAAACCAAAAAAAAAAAAACAAAAAUUUGAUAUUGGUCACGUGUUGCUAAAAAUGAAAAUUGAUGGAAAUUUAGAACCUAUGAAAUUAAGCUUGUUUAUUUCAACGUUUGAAAAUUUAAAAGUUAAAGAAGUAAUAAUGGAACUACUAAGGGAUUUGGCUAACCAAUUUAAAAAUGCAGAUAAAACGAUUAAUGUAGCUCUAAUGUUGGACAAGUACUUAGAUCUAUAUCCAAACACUACAUUAUAG
Molecule: messenger RNA, 627 nt
Organism: Metopolophium dirhodum (rose-grain aphid)
Lineage: Eukaryota; Metazoa; Arthropoda; Insecta; Hemiptera; Aphididae
Exons: 4
Coding region: 1-627 (208 amino acids)
Molecular function (GO): protein binding
Source: RefSeq, a predicted model, not a curated record